UGUAAUGGAAUGCAAGAGGCAGAUCAUUUGGGAACUUUGGAGACGAUAGACACCCCUGAUAGAUGUCGCGAAAGGUAGCGCAGGAGGGAGAAAGUAACUACUUCCUAGCAACCAGGAAAAUCUCAAUGUUUAUUUCUUCUUCUUGCAUCGUCACUUAUUGAACUGCUUAUGUUUAUUUUAAAAAUCGUUGUCAAACCUUGGGACAUUUUAUCCAAAGGAGACAGUUUCCUAUCGUUUUAUGGAAAAUUCCAUAUGAUGUGGCUACCUCUUGCUAUUAAAUGGAGUGUCAAUUUUAUAUUUAUUCAUCGGCAGAAAUAUUAACUGAGAUAUUUUUCUUGAAGAAGCAUCAGCGGUUUUGACUUGAAAAUGGCAAAAGGAGAGGCACCUGAAAGUUUGUUUAUGAAAAACUAUGUCCAGUGAUUCCAGAUCAGCAUCACUGUAACUUCUUCACUACCGCUAUCGUUAUCGUUUUCAUCAUUGCCCUCGUCGACGGAACAUUUUCAAGAUGUCAGCACUGUUAUGGAUUACGUAUUUGGUGCUACACCUCUCAGUGCUCCAAGUAUCAACUGAGCUUCAACCAAUGAUUGGUGAGCAACGCAUGAGACCAAAAUGGAAACAGUACUGUACUUUCAACAAUGCACUACGAUGUCAUCCAACCAUCGUAGCCCAGUCUGCAUCAGGUAUCGCCAAUCAAGGAUGGAAAAUAUACCGAUCACCAAAAACUAAAGAUUACUACGUCGGUAUAACCUGUCCACAGAAUUGCUGGCAGAGCAUCCGUGUAUAUUCCAACAUGCAAGCACACUAUGGUGUUGCUACUCUUACAUUCUAUUAUUACAUAUGGGAAACGAAGCAGAAAGAAGGAGAUGGAUUUUUACCACAGCUCCGUAUAAAAGGUUGCAAUAAUAAGGAGAUAUGGAAAUCAACUGAUAAUUCACACUCACACGAGAAAGGAGAAUGGCACGGGGUUAUUUUACCUCUUUACUGCUUGAAUACCUUUAGCAUUAUCUUUGAAGGCAUAAUGACCUCUGGUGGUCAGGUGAUUGCAGUUGAUAAUGUGGUUUUAUCGGAUGGGAGAACAUUUACAAACGUUCUUCCGCAGCCAGCUAUAUCUGUGGUACACCCUACGACCUCCUCCAACAACCCGGUCAUACCAUCACGAGGAACGCGACCACCAGUACGACCACCUAUACGACCACCCAUACGACCACCAGUACGACCAUCAUAUAGACCUACACAUCAAAUACCAUAUCAACCACCAGUCACUCAUCAGACGACCAACAAUGCAGUCUUGAUAACCAAACCAACAGUUUCGUCUGUUUCAUCAAACGGGUCUUCUGGGCUCGUUCCCUCCACGGCGAUAGAGGGCGGAGCUAGUAGUGGCAAAGGAAAUUUCUCAGCGAUACCCAAGCUUCUAGUAGCCCUGGCCCUCUGUAUCUGUUCUCUCACCCUCUGUAUUCAUUGCAUAAUCUAUAGAAAACAAAAGAAAUGUCACAACAAGAAGCAGAGAAAUCCACCGAUUGGACAAACCCCCAUAUCAGGUCAGCUAUCAUCUAGCUCUUCGGUAUGUGAGAUCGUCAUCACUGAUCACAGCAGAAACUCUUGGGCCAUCAAUCGAGCCGAUGGUCCUGACAUCCCUGGUCCAUCUCAUGGUCUAACUGUAGACCACCUCACCUCCAACCACCGCCCAAGACUAGCUACCUGCACUCUUGGAUCCAAGGCUUUUAGCCGUCUUAAUAGUGAGCUCCGUCCAUCUGGACGAGCAUGUAGUCUUCCGAGUCGACCCACACCGAACAUCUACGAAUCAAUUGAUGAGGUCAAAAGUGGUCUCUCAUCUCACCCCUCAAAUUUCUUUCUUAAUCUUAGUAAGAGAAGUGCGUUUGUUAAGAAAGUAGUUCACACACUUGAGCUACCAUUCAGGAAGAGUCAUCCGGAGAAGUCUCGAAGUUCUGGCUUGGUGACUAAGGAUAGAAGCAUGUCUGAUGCCUCAGCCAAGACAGAAGUGACAAAGAACCACAAGAGGGCCUUCAGGAAAUCAAAUAGUCAUUCUGGAGGCAUUCGCUUCUUCCCAAGCAGCCUGUCCUCUCUGAAUACACAUAGUGACGUCCCACCUACACAGAAUCGUAUUAACCUCUCACCAUUGCUACCCAAACGACCACUGUCGAAUGUCUUCGGGAAGCAUUCAUCAAGGAUGACUAGCUUUAGAACAAGUCUGAGUAAAUCACGCAGUCAUUCUGAUGUAAACACAGCGGUUUCUGGGCGUAAGCAUCAUACGUCGAGCGUGUCACCAUACUCAUGCUCUAAGCUUCCCAACAUUUCGUUUCAUCUCAGUGACUCCAGGCCGAGUGUCCACUUUGCCAAAUCCUCUGCUGAAACAUCACCUAAUCAAUCUUUCAUUGAGGAACCAAACGAAACAACGUCAUCUUCAAGGAUGUCUGAGCAUUUCUACCAUGACCUAGACAGUCAGUUCAGACCAACAGUCUCAGCGAACUUAUAUCAUGUCUUAGAUCCCACGUCAUAUGAAUCAGCGUCGUCUUCCGAAGAUGAAGACUUCGAAAACAAACAAUCAACCGUAAAGCGUAACACGGUUCUUCAACGCACUGAAAGUGGAUACACGGUCGUAUCCAAGAGCAGUUACAACUCAGACUUUGAAAACUCUGUGGGUAGUAACCUAUCCAAUAUCCAAUCCCUUGAUAGGGUGUACUUUAGACUUGAAUCUCUGGACCAUUCUCAACAUGACACCGAGUCUGAGUUUGGGGCUCGCGAUGGCCUACUCGACCACGAGUUCGAUAUGAGCUGUGAUUUACAAAGACGUAGUCAUAAGAAUGGAAGACGAGUGAGUGAUCUUGAGACGACGUGUACGCUGUCAAUGUACGAGGAAAGUGGUCGACUUCUUGAUGAGACUGACAUAUCGAGUACCAUUGAUGACAGACCAGAUGUAAUCAAAGGAGUUAGAGCUUAAGGAUGUACCAUAGACUAUAUUAUAUAUUUUAUUAUUAUGAUAAUGCUGUUUAUAGAGGUGAAACAACAUGUAUUAGUCGUACUCGUAUAAGGACUAUGAUGAUGAUGGGUUUCUUUGUCAGGUGGUAGGCACAAUUUGAAUGUUGAGUUU
Molecule: messenger RNA, 3109 nt
Organism: Strongylocentrotus purpuratus (purple sea urchin)
Lineage: Eukaryota; Metazoa; Echinodermata; Echinoidea; Camarodonta; Strongylocentrotidae
Exons: 9
Coding region: 506-2959 (817 amino acids)
Source: RefSeq, a predicted model, not a curated record